AUGAAACGUUCCUCACCAACUACACAGCAAACAACAAGCCUCUCUCUCUUACUCCUUGUUUUCUUUCUCCAGAAGCCUCAUACGCAAAACAAUCAUAGCACCUAGUCCUUAUUUUUCAUGUUUUGUUUAGAUCACUACAAGUUUUUACUACUAAGUAUUAUACUUGUUAUUCACUUCUGUUUUUCUGGGUUUUGAAAGUUUUCCUUGUUUAUGUUGUCUCCAUUGAUGAGUGGUCAACUGCUGUCUGCAUACAUACAACUCUGUCACUAGAGGAAGAAAGGAAAAAAAGAAAAGAUCUUUGGCCUUGACUUCAUCUGUUUGUAUCUGUAUCCCUGUGUAUAUACUCGAGGAGUCUUCUUUAGCAAAUGGGCAUUCGUUGAAUCUCUUCGGUCAUGGAUCUGGAGACUGGUGUUUAUCAAAACUUUGCUAAGAAGGAAUCAUGGAGAACGGUAUUGAUUUUGGCAUACCAAAGCCUUGGAGUAGUCUAUGGGGAUUUAAGCACUUCCCCCCUAUAUGUUUACAAAAGCACAUUUGAGGAAGAUAUUCAACACUCGGAGACAAAUGAAGAAAUCUAUGGGGUUUUGUCUUUUGUUUUCUGGACUCUCACUUUGGUGCCUUUGCUCAAAUAUGUGUUUAUAGUACUUAGAGCUGAUGAUAAUGGUGAAGGAGGGACUUUUGCCUUGUACUCCUUGCUGUGUCGACACGCCCGAGUCAACUCACUGCCCAAUUGCCAAUUGGCAGAUGAAGAGCUGAUUGAGUACAAGAAGGAUAGUAUCGGUUUGGCACCACAAUCAAGUUUUGGGUCAAGGUUGAAAUCCUCUUUAGAGAAGCAUAGGGUGUUGCAAAGGUUCUUGCUUGUUCUUGCUUUGAUUGGGACCUGUAUGGUAAUUGGUGAUGGUAUCCUCACACCAGCUAUUUCGGUUUUCUCUGCGGUGUCUGGGCUCGAGCUAUCAAUGUCAAAAGAGCAUCAUAAAUACGUAGAGGUUCCAGUCGCAUGUAUCAUACUGAUAGGCUUGUUUGCCCUUCAACAUUAUGGCACACACAGGGUUGGUUUUCUGUUUGCACCUGUGGUUCUAGUAUGGCUUCUUUGCAUCAGUGCCAUUGGAUUAUAUAAUAUCAUUCACUGGAAUCCUCAUGUGUAUCAAGCUCUCUCUCCAUAUUACAUGUACAAAUUUUUUAGGAAAACCCAGAGAGGAGGUUGGAUGUCUCUGGGUGGUAUUUUAUUGUGUAUAACAGGUUCAGAGGCUAUGUUUGCGGAUCUUGGACAUUUUUCACAAUUGUCAAUAAAGAUUGCUUUCACCUUUUUGGUUUAUCCAUCCUUGAUUCUUGCAUACAUGGGGCAAGCUGCCUAUCUAUCUCAGCAUCAUAUUAUCGAAAGUGAUUACAGAAUUGGAUUUUAUGUAUCUGUACCAGAAAAGUUAAGAUGGCCCGUUCUGGUUAUAGCCAUACUUGCCGCAGUAGUUGGAAGCCAAGCUAUUAUAACUGGAACAUUCUCCAUCAUCAAACAGUGCUCUUCCCUUGGUUGCUUCCCAAGAGUCAAAAUAAUCCACACAUCAUCCAAAAUCCAUGGUCAGAUCUACAUUCCUGAGAUUAACUGGCUCCUGAUGGUGUUAUGCUUGGCAGUUACUGUUGGCUUUAGAGACACGAGGCGCAUGGGUAAUGCAUCAGGUUUGGCUGUUAUAACUGUGAUGCUGGUCACUACCUGCCUGAUGUCUUUGGUAAUUGUUUUAUGCUGGCAAAAGAGUGUAUUCUUGGCAAUAGGCUUUGUUUUCUUUUUUGGCACAAUCGAAGCACUCUACUUCACUGCUUCCCUCACCAAGUUCCUUGAAGGGGCCUGGGUUCCGAUUGCCCUUGCUUUCAUCUUCCUUAUAAUCAUGUGUGUUUGGCACUAUGGCACACUGAAAAAAUAUGAGUUCGAUGUUCAAAACAAGGUAUCCAUCAACUGGCUACUUAGCUUGGGUCCGAGUCUAGGCAUAGUACGGGUUCGUGGGAUUGGACUUGUCCACACUGAGCUCGUAUCCGGAAUCCCUGCAAUCUUCUCCCACUUUGUCACCAACCUUCCAGCCUUCCAUCAGGUCCUAGUUUUUCUUUGCAUCAAAUCUGUCCCAGUUCCUCAUGUUAAACCUGAGGAACGGUUUCUAGUCGGUCAUAUUGGACCUAGGGAGUACAGGCUUUAUAGGUGCAUCGUACGAUACGGGUAUCGCGAUGUUCAUAAAGAUGACAUGGAGUUUGAGAAAGAUCUUGUUUGCAGUAUAGCGGAGUUUAUACGGUCAGAAAGUGUUGCUCCUGGUAGUGUUAAUGAAGAUCUGGUGAAAGAUGAUGAUAAAAUGACAGUCGUCGGAACAUGUUCUAGCCAUACAGAAGGGGUUCAGAUGAGGGAGGAUGAUGCAGACAACAUAGAGGCAGCUGGUCCAUCAGAGUUGAAGGAGAUAUGGUCACCACCUCCUGUAAUAAAACUGAGAAAAAGAGUACGGUUUAUUGUGCCAAAGAGCCCGGAGAUAGAUACUGGUGCAAGGGAAGAGUUGCAGGAACUAAUGGAAGCUAGGGAAGCUGGGAUAGCAUACAUACUAGGGCACUCAUAUGUCAAAGCCAAGCAAGGAUCUAGCCUGAUAAAAAAGCUUGUAAUUAACUAUGGGUAUGAAUUCUUGAGGAGAAACAGCCGACUAUCAACCUAUGCGUUAAGUGUACCCCAUGCAUCUACGUUGGAGGUGGGGAUGAUAUAUCAUGUUUAAUUUUCUUUUAAUGGGAUAAUUUUGGCCAUAGAGAAACAGGGAAAUGUAUCAUAUACAUAUUCACAGUUACGCGCAAAUAAUAUAUGUCUAUAUAAGAUUUUGAGGA
Molecule: messenger RNA, 2838 nt
Organism: Gossypium raimondii (Peruvian cotton)
Lineage: Eukaryota; Viridiplantae; Streptophyta; Magnoliopsida; Malvales; Malvaceae
Product: potassium transporter 6
Exons: 8
Coding region: 393-2732 (779 amino acids)
Biological process (GO): potassium ion transmembrane transport
Cellular component (GO): membrane
Molecular function (GO): potassium ion transmembrane transporter activity
Source: RefSeq, a predicted model, not a curated record